Messenger RNA from Syzygium oleosum, 990 nucleotides. RefSeq lists its product as uncharacterized. The transcript has 3 exons. The record is from RefSeq and is a predicted model, not a curated record. Bases 143 to 694 code for a protein of 183 amino acids. Lineage: Eukaryota; Viridiplantae; Streptophyta; Magnoliopsida; Myrtales; Myrtaceae.
GAAAAAGAAAGAGAGAGAAGAGAAUUACUAAUUUGCCACGCGCCUUGCUUCUUCGCUUGGCGAAGCAGAUGAUGCUCUGAAACGAAGCGAAGUCGCUGUCAAAACCCAGUCGAGAUCGAGGAGCAGCAUCAGAAGCUCCGCCAUGGUCGAAGAAGGUCCCAAGCUCUACACCAACAAACCCAAGAAAGCGCAGCUGAAGCAGAGCGGGAAGGAGUCCGCCGCCGCCGCCCCGCCGUCGUCGGCGGCCGCAGCGUCGUACGCGAUGGGGUCGCAGCCGCGGCCGCCCCCGCCGACGCCCCCCAAGGAGUCCUUCGCUCGCCGUUAUAAGUUCCUCUGGCCUCUGCUCUUGACUGCCAAUCUCGGCGUUGGAGCUUACCUGUUCAUGAGGACCACUAAGAAGGACAAAACCAUAACAGAGGAAGAAGAUUCCCAAGCUGUAUCCUCAACUCCAGUGUCGACUACGGUGACUACGACUACCACUGCUACUGAGAAACCUGUGCCUGUGCCAAUCAUCACUGAGCCUGUGAAACCACGAGAGCCAAUUCCGGAGGAUCAACAACGUGAACUCUACAAGUGGAUACUGGAGGAGAAGAGGAAGAUCAAACCAAAAGAUCGUGAAGAGAGGAAGCGCCUUGAUGAGGAGAAAGCCAUUCUCAAACAAUUCAUUCGUGCAAAGUCUCUCCCGCCCAUUUGAUAAGUCGCCUUGCUACUCGUCAUGCCGUGGGGCUAGUCGGACUAAGCAACCCUCUCGUUCAGAUGUCGAACUUUUGUUGCUCAAUCUGAAUGAACUUCAUGAUUGAAGAACUUAUUCUCGCGGACAUUGAAUCAUCAUCCUCUGGAGGGUAUUUUUCCUGGAAUUCAGUCAGUUCAUUUGCUUGUACAUGUUUUCUUUUGAAAAAUAUUGACGGUAAAGAGCUUUUCAAAUGGCCACAAGAAUCUCUAGUAUUGUAGGAGGCAGGAGAUAUAGCUGUGCCAUUUUUUUGUUUUUUC